AUGAAGGCCGAGCGGAAGUCCUUCGGUGAGGACUACACUGAGUUCGAUCUCCAUGGCUACUCCUGUCAACUCGCUGAGGAGACGAUGAUUGGUGCUUUCUCCCAACCAGUGCAUAUCAACGUACAAACGGAGGAGAGUAAGGCUAAGCUUGAACAGCACUACUUCACCUUCGUCAUUGGAAGGGGAAAGCAUUCCAAUACUAAAAUGGCUGUCGAUCUGAGUAAGGCUGUUGCUGACGGACUGCGUCAAGCAGGAUUACAGGAGAGCCGACAUGCUUGCAAGGACGAGAGGGGGACUUUCAAGAUCAUCGCGGAUAAAGACAUCGCCACCAAGGUCCUCAAAGUUUAUCCAGUGAUGGACAUACAAGUCGCCGAAGCUUCUGAUGUGAGCAGUGAUGAUGAGGAAAGUGUGGAAAAAGAGUUGGAAAGACUGCAAGAACUCACAAAAGAGUCGCUCACUUUGAGAGGGCUGAGCCAUGCUAUAGUGGAAACUCGUUGUCUUGCUGGCAAUCUUACUGAAGAUCAAAAGCUGUAUCUUGGUCAUGAUCUGUCGGAGGUUUUCAAGACACUUUUCGAGGCGUUCCGGAAGGAAAUAGAGUCGCCAACAUUCGUUUGUACUGAGGAGGAUAAGGAAGCCGCGAUGGAGUUGCUUCAAUUGGAGUUGAAUCGUGCUAAAGUGCUUCCGCACAUUAGCGACCUUCAACAACGUUUGCAGAAGAUCGAACCCAGUGAGCCCGGCCCUGUGCUGAAAGAGCGUCGAAAAGCACUGAAGAUGAGGCAGAAACAAUUGGAUGAACUCGAGGAUGUUUGGGAUAGGAGUUCCCAUGGGCGGUUCAAGUUCCCAUCAGUUGAAGCUAUGACGAAGCAUUCUAACAGAAUGGAAGAAGUCAGAAAGGAAAUCGAUAGUAUCAAUGAGAGAAUAGAUUAUCUUUUAGACUUCAAAGAGUAG
Molecule: messenger RNA, 948 nt
Organism: Perkinsus marinus ATCC 50983
Lineage: Eukaryota; Perkinsozoa; Perkinsida; Perkinsidae
Exons: 1
Coding region: 1-948 (315 amino acids)
Source: RefSeq, a predicted model, not a curated record